Parnassius mnemosyne (clouded apollo) is the source of this 237-nucleotide messenger RNA. NCBI's taxonomy places the organism in Eukaryota, Metazoa, Arthropoda, Insecta, Lepidoptera, Papilionidae. The record is from the annotation of a GenBank genome assembly.
AUGCCCAUUGAGUCUGAAUUUAGAACUGAUUAUAUUAAAAUAGAAUUGGAAGAAAUAGCAAGCUCAUCUUUAGAUAUUAUGGAGAAGAAUUCAUUUGAAAAAACAGCUACUUCCCACUCAGUAAAAACCACAAGACCAACACAAGUCCAACUCGAUAUACCUAGCUCUCAGACUCAAAAGAACAAUGAAGACAGGACACCAGAAAAUAUUGAUGAACAUCUGGACGAUACUGUUUAA